Molecule: messenger RNA, 5559 nt
Organism: Eublepharis macularius
Lineage: Eukaryota; Metazoa; Chordata; Lepidosauria; Squamata; Eublepharidae
Gene: RP1L1
Product: RP1 like 1
Exons: 6
Coding region: 1-5559 (1852 amino acids)
Biological process (GO): axoneme assembly; intracellular signal transduction; photoreceptor cell development
Cellular component (GO): axoneme
Source: RefSeq, a predicted model, not a curated record
AUGACCCAACCACAGACUGACUACCUCUCCCAACCACAGACUGACUAUCUCUCCACUGCAGGCCCCUACAACUAUGAACAGCCCCUUCCCCCCGUGGCUCGGGCAAAUGCUGUCACCCAGGUGCCCCCAGCUAAGAAGAUAACCUUCUACAAGAGUGGGGACCCUCAAUUUGGAGGUGUCAAAAUGGCCAUCAACCAGCGCAGCUUCAAGAGUUUCAAUGCCCUCAUGGAUGACCUCUCCCACCGGGUCCCCCUGCCUUUCGGGGUGCGAACCAUCACAACGCCACGGGGGAUCCACUGCAUCAACACUCUGGACCAGCUUGAGGAUGGGGGAUGCUACUUGUGCUCUGACAAGAAGUACGUCACACCCAUCAGUUUUGGUGCUCCAAGCCGGAGGGCCGGCCCUCCACGGAACAGUCGGCCAACCAGUGCGCUCAGGAGGGCUGCCCAAGAGGCCAAACGCGAGGAUUAUGCAGCGGCUUUUGCCCAGCAGAGUCCAAGGAUACCAAAGAAAAUCACGCUGGUUAAGAAUGGGGAUAUCUCCACCAGGAGGCCAAUUAUCCUCAACCGGAGGAAUGCUCGGAGCUUCAAAACUCUCUUGGAUGAGAUUUCAGAGAUCAUGCAGUUUACAGUGAAGAAGCUGUACACUGUGGAUGGGAAGAGGAUUGACAGCAUGCAGGCCCUGUUGCAUUGCCCCGCUGUGCUUGUCUGUGUGGGGCGGGAGCCCUUCAAACCGAUUGUGACAGAGAGUUCCAGGAAGCUCUCCUCGGAGAAACUGCCUGGCCUGGCUUCACGAUCCAACAGCAAUAAUAUUGGUGAAAACAGUGAAAUGAACUUUGGACUGAAAGCCAAGAAGAGCGUGAUUCAUCCAAGGUCAUCUACGAGCAAUCGAUCCACACGGUUUUCUUUGUCAUCUGAAAAGUCUUUUCCCAAUGGCCUGACGACCUCUCCAGAGAAUGGUGCUCUGAGUUCAAACAACUACCCACACUCUAAAGCAGGGGAUCUGGUCCAUACAUUAGUCAACGAUGACAUCGAAAAGAAGGUGCAUGUCAACAAGGAUGGCAGCCUGUCAGUCGAGAUGAAAGUCCGUUUCCGCCUGCUCAAUGACGAGACUCUCCAGUGGUCCACCCAUAUCAAGAAGUCCAGCCUGAUUAAUCAGAUCCCCUGUGAAGAGUUGGGCAUCGAUGAAGACCCUGGAUUAGACCCAAUAGAGAAAAUGAAUCUAGAGGCAAGCUCUGAGGCAGAUGAUUCAUUAUAUCCCUGUGAUGCUGACUCCUACAUCUCAAAGCUUGAUGAGUCUGAAAUCGAAGAGUCUCAUUGUCCCAACUGUGGCAAGCAACGCAAAGACUAUGAUAUUUGGAAGAACCCCAUGCACACUUCCCCAAAAGAGGAGCCUGGCAUCAGGAACACUUGGUACACACAUUCUUCUUGCUCAAGUACUUCGUCGCAGCGGAGGAUCAUCCGGAAAAAAAUAACCUCUUUUACGGACAGCAUCCGCACUUCAUCUAGUGGGGAAGAAUACUCUGAGCACAUUGUACAUGAGUCCUCUUCUUACUCAGAGACUGUAAAAAAUAGGGUGGACAGUCGUGCUGCUAAAAAAUGCUGCUGUCAGGGUGACUGUACCCGGCCAAACACAAGCCAAAGGGGGUCUCCAGAGGAGCCAGAAGCUGCAGCUUGUCUGGCCAGUUCACAAAAUGAAGACGAGGAUGCUGUUGAAAGCUCUACGGGGAGGGGAGAAGAUGAAGGGAAAAGAAGCAAAGCUGGGAGUGGCAAAUCAAAGGCAUCCCAGUGCCCUACAGAAACCGAAACAAGUGUGUGCAAAGAAACCAGCACAGUGGCAAGGAGCAUUUCAUCCAGUAGCAUUAAGAAACCAGAAGUUUUAGAAGAUAUUCCUGGUGGUGUAUCCACUCCAAACAGUAUUGGCAGCAAAUCCAGUAAAUGCACACCGAGAGCCAAGGAUGAUGACCCAGAGGAGGCUUCUGAGAAUAAACAAGUGAUGUCUUCUUUCUCCGGUGAAUCUUGCUGUCCUAAGAAAGAAGCCACUGAAGAUGAAGCUGGAACGGUAGAAGAGGACAUCAAUGAAACAAGUUCCAUCUUUGAAAACAUGGCCUCCAAUCAGUCAAUCAAGGAUGAAGUCAGUGAACGUGGAAGAUGUUCUACGGAAAAGUCCUUCCAUCCCCAAGCAUGCGAGGGCAAAAGAAGUGACAGUGAUGAAAUUCAGAUGUGCAGUGUGGCAUCUUCUUCAUCCAGAAUAUCCAAGAAAAGCAAACACAGUCAGAGUCACUUAGAGGCAGAUUCCAAAGUGUCAUCUAAAGGGUCCACCACCACCAAGGAAAAGAAAUCAACAAGCUGUCUGCAUGCAGAAGAUUUCAGGUCUAACAGCAGAACUUCAUACUGCUCCAGAAGCAAGAAUGGGAGCCAACCAGAAGCCACCAGCAAGACAUCUUCCCCUCAGUCUAGCGCCUCAGAUUCUAAUGAGAAAAUCAGAGAUGGAACUGCCAAAAUUAGUUCUCAGCAACCGUCUUCAAGACCGGGAAGCAUGUCCGAAUCCACGUGCUCAAAAUGUGGUCACGUGGCAUUAGCCAGGAACAAUGAUCACCAGAGUAUUAGCUCAAAGAUAACUUUACAUUCUGGGGCCAAGACUAAAUGUACAGAGGCAGAGAGAAGUGAAGAUGCCUGCUCGCAAUCUAGUGCGGGACAGUCAUCUAAGCUGAGGCAAAAGAAAAUGAACAGUCUUUGGGCUGAUGGAGAGAAUUCUAGCCUAGCCUCAGUGUCAGAGUCUGCAUCCACAUACAGUUUGCACUGCCCUGUCCCUCCAAAGGGGAGACCUGGCAACAGAAAAAGGCGGACAGUGGUACUGAAGAAAAGCUCUAAAAGUGCCAGUGUGUGUACUGAAUCAGAACUAACUGCAGACAACGAACAGAAGGAAAUAAGCGUUUCAUCUAGACUGGCUUCCUCUGUGUCAAAGUCACUUGAAACAGACACAGCAAAUGUGGAAGAGAAUAAUUCAGAUACACUUAAAGAGGGGAAAGGCUCUUGCCUAGAGAAGGAUCCAGAAGCCGCAGCAGGUCCUUCUGUGAAUGGAGAAAGUGAAAUAGUACCCUCUUCCCUUCCAAAUGCAACUCCAGAAGAAGUUGUGCAUGAAUGGCUGCGUAAUAUUCCUUCAGAGACACUGCUGAUGAAAGACGAAAUGGAUGAUGAUGGGGAGGGAGGCACUGAAGUGAAUGCAGACAUACCAAGCUGUUCCAACCACCAAGACUGCUUGGAGGCAGAUAAGAAGUCAGAAAACCCAGAGGAGUUUGAAAACACACCAGCGGCUGAAGCCAUUGAAGAGGGAGCUGAAGAACAAGCUGAGGACCCCAGUGAGGAGAAGGCUUCUGAAGCAAUGUCUGAAAAGACUGAAGCUGACCAAACCGAAUAUGACCAUUCAGCCACCUUCAUCCAGAAGGGCCCUCAAAAAGACUUGCCAAGCACCAUUCAGACUUCGGUGCAAAUCAUGAAAGCUCUGCUUGUUUCCAAGGAAGAAGCAAAGUUGGACCGUUCAUAUAGCCUGCCUGAAGUGUCCCCUACAAUGGGAAGAAGGCUCAGCCAUUCGGCCAAUAUUUUGAUUACAUGCCUUGCCAGCUUGCAGCUCCUCGACGAAGAGCUGGACCCCCCCGAUGAAUCAAAACCCUUGAGCAGAAUGAGAUAUACAGAGCUGUUGAACAUUUUCCAGUCUCUCUGGUUUGGCUGCUCCCCUGAAAAAGGUGGCCCAAGCACAGAGCAGCCAAGAGAGGAGCAGGAAAAAGUGGCCUCAGGUAUCAAGGUCCAUCCCUCAAAAUAUGGUAUCAUCACAGCCAUGUCCUCUUCAGGGGUUGAUGUUAGCAGUGGUGAUGGAGACUCUAGAGAGGGAAGUGUGGUUGGAACCCACGAUCAUGCUUUAUCAGCAGAGAAAACAGAAGAAGCUGAACAUACUAAGGAAGAAGCAGAUGAAGAGGAGAGUGAUGAAAUUCACCACGAAUCAUUCCAGGAGGAUGAGGAAGUUGGAGGUGAUGAAGAAGAACAAGAGGGGCCUUCUCGGCCACCAACAGUUUGCUCAAAAUCUGAAAGAGGAGAAAAAGCAGAGUCUAGCAGAGUGGAGGAAAUGGCUGAUGACAACCAAGGCAAAACAGAUACUGAGGGACAUCCUAGUCAAGAAGGAUCCAAAGAGAAGGCUGAAGUAGAAAAUAGUCUGAAUCCAGAGAAGGCUGAUGGAGCCACAGAACAGCCAAACAAUGCUGAAACCGAAUCAGACUCAAAUGCAAAUGAAGCGAAUAAUGAAAGAGUGCAGGAAUCAAAAGCUGCAAGGCAGCUGGUAGAGGAGCCUCCAGCAGAUAUGGAACCCAGCAACAGAGUCCCUCGCCAAGCCACAGUGACAACUUCUCCAGCGACCCAAGAAAGAUCUGUGGACCCUGACCCAGUCUGGGUGCUGAAACUCUUGAAAAAGAUUGAGAAAGAGUUCAUGACUCACUACGUCAGUGCCAUGAAUGACUUCAAAGUGAAGUGGAACCUGCAGAACAAUGAUGAACUAGAUGUGAUGAUUGCAGACCUGAAGGAGGAAGUAAGUAAGAGAAUACAGAAGAGCAUAGAGAAAGAAUUAAGGAAAAUCCAAAGCAGGACAGGCAAGAGGGUUCCGAGACCCCCAAAUGGUGAGUUGAGGCGAGAAUCUACUCUCCAAAGAGAUGGCAGAAGACGACGUUUGCAAAGUGUGCAUAAAAUGUCACUAUUAAAUGGAAGCCAAAGUAAGCAACUAGAGACAAGGAACUUAUCUCAUGACCUAGAUGAAAUGGAUUUCUUAUUUAGUACCACAAUUACAGAUGAUGUUAAUGAUCUACUAAGUGAAGAUGAGUAUUGCCCCUGUGAUGCCUGCCUCAGGAAGAAAAUGUCCUCUAAGGCCACACUAAACACUGUGGUAGUGAUGUCCAAUGCACCAGUUGUGAAAGCUUUUGACUUACAGCAAAUUCUGCAGACGAAAAAAGACAAUGGUGCUGAAAAGAAGGAACCAGAAGAUAUCUCUGAAGAGAUUCCGGAUGAGAAAGAAGUUUCUUCUGAGCUAGCAGAAGAAGUAUAUGAUGAAUCUAAGGAAAAUCCAGUAAUGGAUCCAAUUGAGGAAAGAAAGCCAGAUGAAACCAGUGAACAAGAACAGCAGCAAGUCAAUGAAGAUGGAACAGAAACUCUCACUAAUGAGGAGGAAGCAGAAGGGGAAGAAGCAAGGAAUGGAGAUACAGAGGAGACAAAAUCAGAAGGGGGAACAGAGGCAAAAGAAGAAGAAGAGGAUGGAGCAAAAGAAGAAGCGGAAGAAGAAAAGGCAGUCGAAAAUGAAGAAGAAAAUGAAGAAAACGAAAUCACAGAACAUGUGAGAGAGGCCAGUGAAGAAAAGGAGGAGAAAGAAGAAACAGAAGUGGAAGAAGUACAAGAUGAAAAGGAGGAGGAGGAUGCAAAAGAGGAAGACAAAACAAAUGAGGAGGGAGAAAACAAGGGAGAAGAAGUACAAGAUGAAAAGGAGGAAGUGGAAGAAAUGAAAAAGAGGAGGAAGAUGUAA